Molecule: messenger RNA, 1716 nt
Organism: Musa acuminata AAA Group (dessert banana)
Lineage: Eukaryota; Viridiplantae; Streptophyta; Magnoliopsida; Zingiberales; Musaceae
Product: probable protein phosphatase 2C 10
Exons: 5
Coding region: 493-1317 (274 amino acids)
Biological process (GO): peptidyl-threonine dephosphorylation
Molecular function (GO): protein serine/threonine phosphatase activity
Source: RefSeq, a predicted model, not a curated record
ACGUGCUUUGCGAGGUAACGACAGUGACGACACAAACAAAGGCGAGUAUAUUAUUAAGUUGAUGACAUUUAUUAUAAUGUGCAUUAACUCUCAUUGAUUAGGAAAAAGUAUUUUAUUGUUCCAGUAAAGGGUAUAUAUGUAAAACCACAAUUAUUCUUUAUUUACUCAUAUUACUUUUUCCCUUGUUGGUUGGACGACUUAAUCGGAGCGUUGAUGAGAUUCGAUCAUGGGCGCGUCUUCGCGACGCAGGAAGCGGAUUCCUUUUGACAAGACGAGACUUUUACGAGUGGGGAUGAGGUCAGAAUCGAAUCUUGGCAAUGGCCAAGGAUUUGGCGUCGAGAAUUAAGCUGCCGGUGGUGCUGUCGAAGUCGGGGGUCUUUAUGGGGUAGAUUAUGCCCGGUGAGAUGCACUUAGACCUAGUCCUGUAACUUGCUAUUCGUCCGUCUGUUUCGAUUCUUCGCUUUGUCUGUGUGCUGCCUAGCUCGUGCAUUCAUGUUCCGACUGUUUGCAGGUUCUUCAUCUGAUGCUGGUAAAGGGAGAAGUUCUCAAGGUCACACAAAAGUGAAAUAUGGAUUUAGCCUUGUGAAAGGAAAAGUAAACCAUCCAAUGGAGGAUUAUCAUGUUGCCAAGUUCGUGCAGAUGAGAGGACAGGAGCUUGGUCUCUUUGCUAUAUUUGAUGGUCAUAUGGGACAUAGCGUACCUGCCUACUUACAGAAGCAUCUAUUUACCAAUAUUUUGAAAGAGGAAGAAUUUUGGACUAAUCCCAAAGUAGCAAUUCAAAAAGCUUAUGAAAAGACGGACGAGGCAAUUCUUUCACACAGGCCUGAUCUCGGGCGAGGUGGAUCUACUGCUGUUACUGCAAUUCUCAUAAAUGGUAGGAAAUUGUGGAUAGCUAAUAUUGGUGACUCACGAGCAGUUCUUGCAAAAGGUCAACAGGUGCUACAGUUGACAGUUGAUCAUGAUCCCAGCACUGAACGUCGGAGUAUUGUGAAUACAGGUGGCUUUGUCUCAAUCAUGCCAGGUGAUGUCCCAAGAGUCAAUGGCCAGUUAGCUGUUUCCCGAGCUUUUGGUGACAAGGAUCUCAAACGGCACUUGCGAUCAGAUCCUGAUGUAUGUUGUGUAGAUGUUACCGCAGAUAUUGAUCUGCUCAUCCUUGCUAGCGAUGGAAUAUGGGAGGUCAUGAGUAAUAAAGAGGCAAUUGAGAUUGCUAGAAAGGCUACAGAUCCACAAGCAGCGGCAAGGCAACUAACUACUGAGGCAUUGGAAAGAGACAGCACAGAUGACAUAUCAUGUGUUGUCAUCCAAUUACAGGCGUAACUAACACUUCUAUCGGUCGAUGAUCAUCACAUUAAGGGAAAUCAUCGAUGCUGCUUCAUAAGGUUCUCACAAGUUGGAAAUACCUAAAACUUUGGCUUUCUCCAAUAGAAGAAAUUGAAAAAACACAAGUGACACUUGUUCCAUUUGGUAUCACUUGUAAAUGCAUUCACGCUUGUUGAUGAGUUUGACAUUAAUUGACUCCUCGAAUGCAUUUGGUGAACAGGCAGACUGGCAGACCCUCCUUGAAGGCUUGAAUCACUUCAGUUAACAAUUUGGUGGGAUCUCUUGCCUUCUUUUUCUUCCCCCUCCUUUUUUGUCUGCCUAGCUACAAGAAGAGCUUGGAGUGUGUUACCCUGUUGGUAGUGUUGCUGAUAAUAAUAAUCUUUUCCUUGUCGUAAA